AUGGCUAAGAACUCGAAGAAAAACCUGAAGAAGAGCUCGGCCUCGAGCAGUGAUAACAAUGACACUACCAAGGUUAAGAAAACGCGUAAAAGUGUUCCGAGAGAGUCUCCACAGCAGCGCAGUUCCAUUUAUAGGGGUGUAACAAGGCACCGGUGGACGGGUCGAUAUGAAGCUCAUUUGUGGGAUAAGAAUUGUUGGAAUGAAUCUCAAAACAGGAAAGGAAGACAAGGAGCCUAUGACAAUGAAGAAGCAGCUGCACAUGCUUAUGACCUGGCUGCAUUGAAGUAUUGGGGACAAGAAACUCCACUUAAUUUUCACUUUUCGACAUAUGAAAAAGAACUUAAGGAAAUGGAGGAUCAGUCCAAAGUAGAGUAUAUUGGUUCAUUAAGAAGAAACAGCAGUGGCUUUUCCCGGGGAGUGUCCAAGUAUAGAGGUGUGGCAAGACACCAUCAUAAUGGAAGAUGGGAGGCUCGCAUUGGUAGGGUGUUUGGCAACAAAUAUUUAUACCUUGGAACAUUUGCUACACAAGAGGAAGCAGCAAUUGCAUACGAUAUGGCCGCUAUCGAGUACCGUGGACAUGAGGCUGUUACAAAUUUUGACAUCAGUCGAUACAUAAGCUACAUAAAACCUAAACAAUGCGACACAAGCAGCAACCCUGACUUUAUUGGUCAGGUUGACACUACUCAUGUACAAAACUCGAAUGAAGAACUGCACGAGCACCACAAUCUGGCAAUUAGCUCAGGUCCUCCUAAAAUGACUUUACAACCACCAUGUCUGGAAAAUGAUGCCACCAGUCCAUCCACUCUCGGAAUUUUGCUACAAUCCUCCAAAUUCAAAGAGUUGCUAGAGCAAACCACGGCUUGUGACAGUCCAUCUACGUCGGAGCCAAAACCUCCACGAAGUAGCUUUCCAAACGACAUACAAACAUCCUUUGAUUUUCAAGAUUCAAGUAGCAACUUUGCUGAGGAAUAUGACAUUUUCUUUGGAGACUUUAAUUCAUUCCAAUGCGAGCUUGAUGUUUAG
Fraxinus pennsylvanica is the source of this 1023-nucleotide messenger RNA. The record is from the annotation of a GenBank genome assembly. NCBI's taxonomy places the organism in Eukaryota, Viridiplantae, Streptophyta, Magnoliopsida, Lamiales, Oleaceae.